Molecule: messenger RNA, 714 nt
Organism: Trichophyton verrucosum HKI 0517
Lineage: Eukaryota; Fungi; Ascomycota; Eurotiomycetes; Onygenales; Arthrodermataceae
Exons: 1
Coding region: 1-714 (237 amino acids)
Source: RefSeq, a predicted model, not a curated record
AUGGGCAGCAGGAGUGAGCUGCAACACCUGUCGCCUUGUGCUUCAGUUGCAACAGCGCUAAAUGACGACAGUGACGACGAUGAUAUCCAUAAUGAUGACCAUGAUAGUGAGGACGGAAAAAGGACAGCUUCACACACGCAAAGCACUAGAUUAUCGAGCAAGCGAGAAAGCCCAAAGGUAGUUUUGGGAAGAAGCAGGACGAAAGCAGUUCAGCACUUUCUCCUGUUCCAUGUUAUCCCGAUCGCCGGAGCCGUGGGCCUCAUCGUCUUGAAUAUAACUACGAAAUUCUAUACCGGAGACCCGGCUUGGAUACCACUCCUGCAGUUCAUUGCAAAAGUGCACGAAUCGCUAAUUGUGCUUUCAAUUGUCGUUGCCAUGCUCACAUACCUCCAAUAUCUCCUCAUUCAUAGACAAGCGGUGCCCUUCGGAUCAAUCUUCUUUGCCCAUCAAAUGACCCAUAUGGGCUAUCUCUUUUCCCCGGAAUUUCGGGCCACCUUGACGGCACCCGAAUUCCCACUAUCUAUGAAGGUUGUCUUUGCAAUUGCGGUCAUUUUCAGUAUUCUAUUGGCCUCUGUUGUUGGGCCUUCAAGUGCCAUUGCAAUGCAGCCAAGAAUGGCAAACUACUCACUACCAGAUUGGAGCGGGUUUGGUGUCAAUGCUUCCAGCGACUACCUAUUUCCGAAGGUGCUCAAGAAUGAUAACCCCCCCCUAUAA